UCGUUUGAUAAAUGGAAAUACAUAUGUGAAGGACAUUGUGAGUGACCUGUCCAAGAGCUCUUUAGCAGCUGAUACGAAUUCGAGACGUGUCCCGCCUGUCUCGCCAAAGCCUUCAUUGAUAUCAAAACAACGAGAUGAUAUUCAUAAACAAAAGAAAGAACCUUCUUUACUCCAAGGUUCAGAUGCAGUUGAAGGUAGCAUGGAAUAUACAGUCAAAUGUCUUGAGGAUGCGAUGCGUGAACCGAACAAGUUUGUUUUAGGAUUGCAAAAAAUGCUAUCAACUGUUCAUACCCAGCAAAGUAUUGAACAACAGUUACGUGAGGCUCAUGCCCAAAACAAUACUUUACAAAAACAUAUUGAAGAACAUCAGCGCAGACAAAACAAUGAUAUCAAUUUAAAUGCCGAAUUGGAAAUUGCAAUGGAAAAACUCCAAGGAGAACAUGAAACGUCAACAAGAAGACUAGAUGAAAUAAAAACACUGAAAGAAGCAAGGUUUCAAAGGGAAGAAGAAAUAAGGAAACAGGUUACUGAAUAUGAAGGCAAAAUAUUUGCACUUGAAAGUAAAUUAAACGGAGUUGAACUUUCUUUUAAAGAGUCGUUAGAUGAAAGGAUUGCCCAACAAAAGGAACAAAUGGAAAUUGACCAGUCAAAACAAAAACAAUACGAAGAUAUUAUUGAAAAUCUUAACAGAAAAUUGAAUGCACUUGCUGAAGUCAAUGAAUUGCAAGUUAAGAAACUUACUGAUCUCUCCUCUGAGCUACAGCAAAGAAGUGUCGAACUACAAACAGUUUAUGAGCACGAUGAACAGGUGUUAUCUAAAAUUAGGAGCAUUGUUGUCCAUGAUGUAGCUUAUGCUGGCUUACAAUCUCCAAACAAAACAAACGAAACGAAAUUGAAGAACAUAAGAGAAGAGGUAUUAACAAAACUGACGGAUAGACUAAGGCAAUCAAGUGCAUUAUCGUUGGACGAUGAAGAGAGAUCGAUGCUGCAGCUUGUACAAAUUCAUUUAGAGGCCGAAAUACAGACCUUACAAUCUGAAAAAGAGGAACGAACACGUUACCAAAGGACGGCCGAAGAAUUUGGGAACAGCCAAAUAGAUUACCUUGAACAGCAGAUUCAAAAGCAAAUAAACGAUCAACGUGUGGCAGAAUCAAUUGCAAAUGAAGAAAUUACAAAGUUAGAAGAUGAACUAGAAGAACGAAAACAAAACCAGGUAACAGCCGAAGUGUUCGCAGACAAAGAAUUAGACAAACUUGAGUCUCAGCUUCAAGAACAAAAAGACAACCGAAGGUUCAUCGAGAAAUAUGCAAGUGUGGAAAUCUUGAAACUGGAGAAGAUCAUAGAAGACAAAAAAAGAUCUCUUGAAUUAGCGGAAACGUUUGCAGAAACAGAAAUAUCUGCAUUAGAGACAAAGAUAGAGAGGAAGGAAAGCACACUCAAACUGGUUCUAAGAUUUUCCGAGGCCGAGAUAUCAAGACUUGAAGACGAAGUAAAUGACUGUUUGCAUCUAAAAGACGUUUUAGAAUCAGAGGCUACAUCUUUGAGACAAGAGUUGGCUGAUUUGCAACACAAAGAGGUGACAGAAAUUUACCAUAGCAAAACACAUCAGAUUACUGCAUUGACGGCUUUAGAUGAGUUACACAACACUGUGUCGUGUCUUCAAAAGCGGAUUGUGGAGCUGGAGACAAACAAUUCAAGACAUGAAGAGUACGAACAACAUCAGUUGACGGACAAUGAUAGAAGACAGGCAGAUGCAGUGGAAGAGUUAAAAACACGGUUAAAAGAGGAGCAAAUGAAAAAAAUGCAGGCUGUGAACAAACUGGCUGAGCUUUUAAAUAGGUCCACUUUUUCAUCACCGAUGUCGCCUGCUCGGCUAAGACGAAAGGAAAACGAAUUGGACGACAUGAGACAGAGGCUCUCUACGGCGAAACGUAAAUUGCAAGAUACGGAGACAGUUUUGACCCAGAAAAUGAAAGAAGAUACCUACGUAUUACUACAAAUGAGACUAGAUGCGAAGGAAAGUGAAAUCGAAGAAUUAAAAUGUAAAACGCCGAUGUCUGAGGAAUCCAAGAUCCACAUGGAAGGUUGGUUGAAUGUCUCAAUGUUUGGCUGGAAUAAACUGUUUGUGGUUGUUAGCCUUCAUCACGUGAUGUUCUUCCAAAACCUCGAGGAAAAGCAGAGAGCUAUGCCGAUGCUGGUGCUAGACAUUGUCUCGAUUCAGGACGCUAGAACUACCACUGAGGACGAGGAUCGGGAACUAAAAAACAAGGAUCUGUCUAGAAUAUUUGUGUUGGUGUAUGACGCAGCAGGUGAAAAGGUACAGGGAUCGUCCCUAGAUAAAGAAAAGAAAAUGUCGGGAGACCGCACUUAUAAAGGUCACCUGUUUCAAGACGUGCAAUAUAGAUCACCAAAAACGUGUGACGCUUGUAAGAAAUCUAUGUGGAACGCGUUGCAACCUCCGCCAGCAGUAAAAUGCACUGGAUGUAACAGUAAAGUACAUAAAUAUCAUUAUGCCACGGACGACGGUAGCGUUAAACCAUGUCCUAGGAUUCCAAUAGCUAAAUAUGGCAUUGGAUUCAACCUGAGGAGCCUUUUUCUCCAGACAUAUUCUCCUGACAUGAGAAAGGCUUGGAUGACCCACAUCAUGGAGAAGGUCCAACACCUCCCGGAAUCAAAAUCUGGACAUGAGACUUAGCGCAUGUGACGAGAGAUUCUUAAGAAGCGCCACAUAUUAGACAUUUAGAUGGAUGAUUUUGAUAACGAAUCAUGAACAUCCCUCUUUAAUAGCAAUACAAUAACAUUAUAAGAUGCUUUGCUUACCUGCAUCAGUAAGUCAUCAGCUAGAGGUAUUCUUAUGCACUUAUACUGAAAGCUAAUUGUAUUCUACAAUGGAAACUUUAAGGGCAGGUCAACAAGCAAACGACUCAGACCACACAUAUGCCAACCUAUUUGUAUCAAUAAUACAAUGUACAAUUUGUGUGUACAUAUACUGACAGUCGUCCAAACUCAAGGUCCCACUGAUCCCUCUUUUUAUUCGUUCCCUUUGUAAACAGUGUGAAGCGCUGAAGUCAAUUUACGCUAUUUCAACACGCAUUCAGUCUAUUCGAGAUUAAUAUUUUCGAGACAAACAGGGUGAGAGAGUCACCGUUAACACGUAUAACAUGUUUGGUAAGACUCGGUCAGACCGAAACGUUUAGCUGUAUCAACGCUCUUAAAGCGAAUAGUCUACAUAUGUGAUGUUUAGUUGGUUUAGUUGUAUUUUUAUGAUAUGCUAUGUAUAUCAUAUUAUGAAAGUACAUGUAAUACUAUGCGGAUACGUUCUGGUCAGAAUAUUUAUUCAAAGCGUACAUCCAGCUCAUAUACAUAGAUGUACUUCUUUACAAUCUGCUAUCACUCCUUACAAAACAUAAUGUGAUUAAUAUAAAUUUAUCUAAUGGUAUACUUUUCGGUAGUGUAUGCCUCAGAGAUGUAUUGAAAUGAAAAGACAGCGUGGCUCUGUAAUUCAGUACAGUUUAUUACAACACAUACACACAGAUUUUUAAUAUAUAUAAUAAAUGAUGAUAAAAAUAUUUGUUGCUAAGUGUCUAUUCUGGUGCUACGCGAACACAUGAAUAGAUUGUAUGCCUUGUUGCUAAGUAGCCUCCGUGAUAUAAAUCUACAAAUAAAUAGUGACAUUCACAUUUUGCACACACAAACGUUAGUUUUGAUAAUUUUAAAACAGCCUAUGUUUGCUGAUUCAAUAUAUAUCUAUAAUGAGUAUUCGUAUAUAUAUUUGCAAUUUUAAAGAAUCUUCGAAUAUAACAUUUAAACCUCGCCGCCCAUAUUUGUUAUUUCUCAUUUUGAGUUAUUCUAUACUAAUCUCAAUAAAAACACUGUUGAGAAUACUGCUUCUUCUAUUGCUACUAAUACUACUACUACUACUACUACUACUACUACUACUACUACCACUACCACUACCACUACCACUACCACUACCACUUCUACUACUACUACUACUACCACUACCACUACCACUACCACUACCACUACCACUACCACUACCACUACUACUACUACUACUACUACUACUACUACUUCUACUACUACUACUACUACUACUACUACUACUACUACUACCACCACCACCACAACCACUACCACUACCACUACCACUACCACUACUACUACUACUACUACUACUACUACUACUACUACUGCUCACACAAGGGAAAUAAAAUAAGAAUUGAAAUGAGUUGUUGUUUGUUGAGUUUUGUGCUGUUGUUCCAUGUUUCUAGUUUGUGAUUGAUUGUCUUUGUAUUCUAUGUCUUUGGCGUUUACCCUGUGCCAUUAAACGUGGGUUAUGUUUAUGUUAACUUUCCGCUACUGAGCUUGUUUCUGUAGUUUUUCAUAUCAAUAAUGAUAUUAACCGAGUUUAUUCCAUUCAAGAAAGUAAACUAUUUAUUGUACUUUGUUA
Molecule: messenger RNA, 4453 nt
Organism: Mya arenaria
Lineage: Eukaryota; Metazoa; Mollusca; Bivalvia; Myida; Myidae
Product: rho-associated protein kinase 1-like
Exons: 25
Coding region: 200-2695 (831 amino acids)
Molecular function (GO): small GTPase binding
Source: RefSeq, a predicted model, not a curated record